UCAUUCAGUACUUCACCGACUACGAUUGCGACGACGAUGACCGAUAAUCGUUUGGGUUAGUUCGCCAUCCCCCUAGAGAAGCAAAGCGAGGAAGAAAAAAAUCCUCACAAAGAAUCGCUCUAGAAUACCCCUUUUCUCCUUUCGCGAUAGUUCGCCGUCAGUGCACACGAUUCGUCGGUGGAUUUUCAUUUUUGUUGAGUGCAUUCGCGUUUUGGGAUGUUGAAGGAACAGAAAUUUUCAUCGAUAUAUCGAUAAACAUUAACCGACGAGAGCAGAGGGAGUGCGUUCGGUCGUGAUUGGCGUUGAAAAUUCUGCGUCUUUGAAAUCGAAAAUCGGAUUUGCCUUUUGGAUUAAUUUUAUAACAGAAGUUUAAAGGAAAUAUAAAUUUUGUCAAACGCCAAACAGAAGCGAGCAAACCAGUGAGCUUUGGAAAAUUCGAGUGUCAAUUUGUGUAGCUAGAGGCAACGGAAAGUCAAAUUAUCGAGCGUCCAAAUUUGUGUGGUGAUUCUCGGUGCCAUUUUUGUCUAUUUGUGGGUGAGAACUCGGUUGCGAAAUUUUCCUCCAACGACAGGGGUCUGAUCAGACAAAGCCUAAAUUCGAGGAAGGAGAAGAAAAUAUUUUCAUCAAGCUUUUUCCUCGACGAAGCUGCUGCCACCAGUUUUCCUACCCAGUAGCUUUCUUUGUGUGUGUGCGUGUUUUGUGUAUGAAAAUAAAUGUGAUUGCGUGUCACAAAACAAGUGAAUAUCUGUGAAUCAAUUUGGCAAUAGCAAUGGCGCAACUAAUCAAAUUUUCGCCUUAUGCUUGAAGCUACCAAAAGACGUAGCAAAUUUGAAAAAAGCUGCUAGUUUAUUUUACUGCCCAGUAAAUUGGUGUGAUACUCGAAUUAAAAUUCUUCAAUUAUAUCAAGUGCCAAUAGAAAAAUCCCGACAGGUGCAUCGAACCAAAAAAAAGUUACUUAAAACACGUGAUUAGAUUACCGCUGAUUGACAGCGCGACAAAUUCGGUAACCGAACCUUGUACAGAGAAUCAACGCAACUCGUAAACCCAUCCAAGAGAAGAGAAGAAAUAGAAAAAAAACGCAAGAAAAAACAACAUCAGUCAAGUGUUGGUUCUAUUUUGGUUCGAUUUCCACCAACAACCGACCACACACCAUCACUCAAUCAAUAUUGUGAAAGAAAACGUGCAAAUUUUCUUAAAUACACGACGGGUUUACAGUUCCCGGCAUCAUCUUUUAAAUCUUGACCAUUUGGAUACUUACAUACGUGUACGGAUUGUGGCAUAUUUUCGAAGAGCUUACCUGCUUGUUGCUGAAUAUUUUGCUGAGAAGGAGCAACUGAGGAUUAUAGAGGAAAAAAAAUCUUAAAACUUUUGAAUCAGUAGCAAAACAAGGCGGCUACCCGGCGAGGUUGAAAAAAGUGCUGAUCGUGACCGCCCCGCUAUGGUUUAAGGCCCCAUUCAAGAUCCUGCGGUUGUUCGUGCGCGAAAAGUUGCGGGAGCGGGUCUUCACCGUUUCGAUACCACAGCUGAGCCUGCACGUGCCCCGGGAUUCGCUGCCGGUCCGGUUAGGCGGUACGCUGGAAAUCGAUCAUUCCUCAUGGACGCACAGAUCAUUCAGUUUCUGGGUUUGGGACUGCGUCAUUUGCUGUGCAUGCCAAGUCUGAGGUUGCUUCAUUGCUACAAAUCGAUGACGAAUCGUGAGGACGAAAUUAUUGCCGGUGGUCAACAGCAGCCAUCCAACAACGGAACAAUGGGCAGCGGAGGAACCACCUCAGUUGCGACGGCCAUCUUGGAUCCACAUUUAACGAGUAGCGGCGGCGGCGGAACGUUGGCCGCAACUACGGAACUAUCGGAUUACGUCCCGGGAGGCCAUCGGCGGUCCCCGAGCAGCAACAUUGAUCAAAUUCCAGUCAUGGUCGACGAUAUUUCAGAACUGGCCAAUGCGGCCAGCGGUGGGCAUCAUCAUGUGCAUCAUCACCAUCACCACAACCACCAUCACAAUACCAGCAGCAGCGAGCUGUGGAAUGAAAACCCGCCAAGCAGCGCCUCGUCUGGCUUCAGCGACGACGACAGUCUGGCUGGGGCCGAAGGUGACCCAAAGACAAUAGAACAAAUUGUACAAAUGGUUCGGGAGCGCGGAAAAUCCGGGCUGCUGCGGGAAUACGCCGAAAUCAAGGCGCGAGCGCCGGACGGAACCUUUACCCAUGCAAAGCUUCGAAACAACCUAACGAAGAACCGGUACACGGAUGUGCUCUGCUACGACCACAGUCGGGUGAUACUGUCCCAGGAGGACGAGGACCCGACGUCCGACUACAUCAAUGCGAACUUUGUGGACGGCUACAAGCAGAAGAAUGCGUACAUCUCGACGCAGGGGCCGCUUCCGAAGACGACGUACGACUUCUGGCGGAUGGUUUGGGAGCAGCACUGUCUGGUGAUAGUAAUGACGACACGGGUAAUGGAACGGGGCCGGAUCAAGUGCGGCCAGUACUGGGAGCCGACCGAGGCCAGCCUGGCCGAGUACGGCUGCUACCAGGUGCGGACGAUGACGGUCGAAACGAACGAGGACUACACGGUGGCCGAGUUGGAACUGAAGAACACUAAGACUGAUGAGGUGCGGUGCGUGUCACACUGGCAGUUCACUAGCUGGCCGGAUUAUGGCGUUCCAACUUCUGCCCGUGCCAUGCUCAACUUCCUGCAACGGGUUCGGGAGAAGCAGGCCGAGAUGGUGAAAUCACUGGGUGAUCUGUGGGCCGGCCAUCCCCGGGGGCCCCCGAUGAUUGUGCACUGCAGUGCCGGUAUCGGCCGGACCGGAACGUUCAUCACCCUGGACAUUUGCAUAUCCCGGCUGGAGGACGUCGGCAGUGCCGACAUUCGUGGUACGGUUGAAAAGAUCCGAUCCCAGCGGGCCUACUCGAUUCAGAUGCCCGAUCAGUACGUGUUCUGCCAUCUGGCCCUGAUCGAGUAUGCCCUCUCGCGCUCGAUGUUGCAGUCGGCCGAUUUGUCCGGAUUCGACGAACGGGAUGAAGACUCAGAGUAAAGUGUGUUCGAAUGUUCUUUGGACAGUUUGUGUUAGAAUUGGCCCGAAGGUUUAUCUUCUAGUUCUCCUUCAUUUGGGGAGGCAAGCCACUCAACCGAGAACCGAUCGAUCAACAAUCAAAACCAAUUCACCUGGAAAAUAAAAUGACAUAUUUUUCCGGCCAGGGUCUUUUAUUUCCUUUUGGUUACGUGGAUUGGCCGAGAAUUUUCAUUCAAAGUGUUGAAAAAAAUUAGCAACUUUUAUCGUUAAGCGGUCUGAUUGGCUUAUUUGCUACAAUUGCUUGCUGUUUUGUGCAAAUAUAUGAGGAGACAACUUUCGGGACGUGUGAUCGAGCAUUGUGUAGGCAAACUAAGGCACGUAUUAAGGCAAACAUUUUAGACUACCUGUAGUGAGAGAUGGAAACUAUUUUUAAAUGAACAUAUAUUAUACAGAUAUUGUUUAAAUGUGGAAAAAGUAAUAAAUCAAACUAUUUUGUUUAUUGUUGGGAUCGACUUACUCCAAUGCCAAUCUGUAAUCAGCCACAUUGUAGUCUUAGUUUCAUUUUUCCUGCAUUGAAAACAACAUUUUUUAAACCACAAAGCAAAACAUUGUGUAGGCUAUCCUCGAAACUAUUCGUUCUCUCAAUUUUCAUGUAGAGAAGUUGUAUAUAUUAUGCACUUAAUUGAAUACAAAAAAUCUUAUUAGCGCCCUAACCAAUUAUAUAUUCCGCUAGUAAGCUGAGCUUAUCGUAACAGUAGCUCAAUUUAAGUUUUAGUUUUUGGAACUUUCAAUCAGAUAAGAAACAUCACACGAGCAUCGAAUUUUGAUCUUUUUACCAUUGCGCAAGUGCUCAGUGCAUUGAGAUAAUGCCGGUUGCAAAACAGUGUGUACAUUGAACUUUUUAAAUAAUGCUGAAUAUAAGUGUUUACUUUUAUUUCUGAUACAUAACAGAAAAUGUCGUUUUUACUGUGCCAGUCAACAGUCUGAUGGAUUCAGUUCUCAGCUCAUGGUAGAAAUGUAGACAAAUUUCACAUCAAACCCAUAGAUUUCAAUUUCAGUCUUUCAACACCGCGUUAAGCUAUCUGCAACUUUGCACUUAGUACCCUGAACAUUUGAGAUCAGCAUCAAAAGGUCAUAUUCAAAUGCGAACGUGUUAACGGAACAUAGUUUUUUUUUUAAAAUUAAAUUAGUCCAGAACAGUACAGAUAGACUUAUUUUACUAUUCUUUUUGGAAAAACCAUGGAUCGAUAGGGCAGUAGAAAAACAAAAGAAGUAAAUCUGCUAUGUCAACUGGCUUUAUUCAAACGAAAUGGCAAAUCAAAAAAACACAACAAA
This is a messenger RNA of Uranotaenia lowii, 4348 nucleotides long. It is a transcript of the gene Ptpmeg2, whose product is annotated as tyrosine-protein phosphatase non-receptor type 9. The transcript has 6 exons. Bases 1595 to 3034 code for a protein of 479 amino acids. The record is from RefSeq and is a predicted model, not a curated record. Lineage: Eukaryota; Metazoa; Arthropoda; Insecta; Diptera; Culicidae. Gene Ontology annotation, biological process: protein dephosphorylation. Gene Ontology annotation, molecular function: protein tyrosine phosphatase activity.